AUGAACCACAUCGACUCAUACAACGCCAAAAUUGCGAACUAUGUUUGCUCUGCUGUCUCUCUCAUCAUCCUCUGCGGGCGAUUGAUCCUUACCCGACACCGUGAUAAGAAAUUCGACAUUGCUUCAGCGCUUACAGGCACAUCCAUCCUCGUCCUGAUCGUUCGGGUUGUCGUAGUCUAUUUCUAUCUCUACUAUGGGACAUCUCAAGAUUACUUCUACUCGAGCACUCGAGAUAGGUUCUCAUCAGAAGAUCUCUCCAAUAUCAGGACCGGCAGCAUCUUGGCUUUGGUCUCGAGAUUUCUAAUUACCACCUUCUACUGGCUUCAAAUAUGCCUGCUCCUGCUCUUCUACGGCGGAAUGGUUCGCGAAUUCCACUGGGUCAAUACAAUCAAAGCCUGUUGGCUCGCCAUCGUUGUUACCUACAUAACGGUCGUCCUUGUCACCUUCCUGGAGUGCACACCAUUUCGACUAUACUGGCAGGUUGACCCUAACCCCGGCAAAUGCGUUCGAGCGUACGCCCAGCUCCUCACUCAGGGAACUUGCAACAUUGUGCUGGAUUUAUUCCUACUCGCCAUCUCAUAUCCAUUGAUCGCCGUACGGAAGCGGACGUUGUCGCAGAAACUCCGUGUUGGAUCCUUGUUCAUACUCGGUUUCUUCUGUAUCAUUGUGACGUGCUUGAGGAUCGCCUAUAUCUAUGCCGAAGAUUCUUACCAGCCUGUAAGGAGUUUCUGGGCAUCGGUUCAGAUGCUCGUUUCAACCUUCGUGGCGAACGUGCCAACAAUUUACGGAUGCUUUCAACUCAACCGGCGUCGCAAAUCGGCUCAAAGACAACGCAGAGCCAGCAGGCCAGAACUCUGGACGUCACUCGACUCUCCUGCGGCAUCGCAUUCGGAUGUCCCGCAACUUCCGGUCUUGCCUGAACGAGCAAGGACAAGCGAGUCAGCAACGAGGAGCAGCGAUGAUGAGAAAGCCUGGAGUAGGCAUAUCCCUUGA
Cyphellophora europaea CBS 101466 is the source of this 993-nucleotide messenger RNA. RefSeq lists its product as uncharacterized. The transcript has a single exon. Bases 1 to 993 code for a protein of 330 amino acids. The record is from RefSeq and is a predicted model, not a curated record. NCBI's taxonomy places the organism in Eukaryota, Fungi, Ascomycota, Eurotiomycetes, Chaetothyriales, Cyphellophoraceae.